Penaeus indicus is the source of this 601-nucleotide messenger RNA. RefSeq names its product pro-resilin-like. The transcript is spliced from 3 exons. The record is from RefSeq and is a predicted model, not a curated record. Gene Ontology annotation, cellular component: extracellular matrix. NCBI's taxonomy places the organism in Eukaryota, Metazoa, Arthropoda, Malacostraca, Decapoda, Penaeidae. The coding region runs from base 88 to 387 and encodes 99 amino acids.
UACGCUCUUUCUCUGCAUCGAAGCGGUGGUAUAAAUUGUCUGCUACAGAGCGAACGGCAUCAGUUCUUUCUGUAACUACCUGUUAUCAUGAACGUAAAGGUCCUGCUCGUAGUUUGUCUUGCAGCCGUUGUUGCUGCGGACAGUUUUGAAUCCGCCGAAUCAGGUGAAUACAACUUCAACUGGGCUGUCAAACACGAUGAUUCCGGGAAUGACUUCGGCCACCAGGAAACUCGCAAUGGAGACAACACCCAGGGAUCCUACUACGUGCAGCUCCCCGACGGCCGCCUGCAGACCGUCAGGUACGUCGUAGACGGCGACAACGGAUACGUGGCCGAAGUGAACUACGAGGGCGAGGCUCGAUACCCCGACUCCAAUGAAUCAAAGUGAAGAGAUUCUGUCGACCCCUACGUGAAGUAAAGCGACCAGGAACACAAACGAUUUAAUAGUGUAAUGUUAAUGAGAACUUUGAUUACUAUCCAUUUCUUCGCCAGAAUUAUCUGGCACCCGUAAUUAUGUAAUUCCCCUCAAUUUUUGUUUUUAUUUUGUUCGGGAAUGUCUUAUUUAUUGUUGCUUUAAAAUAAAUUAUCUACAUAUAAAGAGA